AUGUCAUCAAUAAAUAAAAAUGAAUAUCGACAAAAUGCAUCCCCUGAUGAUGAUGAUGAUGAUGAUGAUGAGAAUGAUGAAGAAAAUUUUAAUGAUGAACAAGAAGAAGAAAUAAAUAUACUCGAACAAGUACAAGGAUUGUUUUCAUCAGAUAUAUUUCCAAAUGUGAUAGAAAUGUUUCGAGCUUAUCAAUCACAAUUUGAUCUUGUCGAAUUUCUUAAAACACAUCAAAUUGUUUCUCAAUAUGAUUAUAUUCGAUUAAUUAAUUAUAUUCGUCUCGAAAAACCUUCAAUGGACGAUUUAAAACAAUUAAAACCAUCGACAUCACCACCAUGGGCAGAUGAUAAAUAUUUCACGACUGUUAUUGAUAAUGAUCCAGCUUUACAAUUUGAUAUUGAAGAAGAUUUAAAUCAACUUGGUGAUUUGACCAUAUCAAAAACUAUUCACGAAAAUGAUCAGUUAAUAAAAGCUAAUCAAAGAAUUCGAGAAUUAGAAGAAAUGGUUGAAACAUUAAAAUCGAUGACAUCUCGAUUAUUAGAUGAUCAAUCUACCGGUGUAACAACAACAUCAAAAGCAAAAACUAAAGAUGAUAUUCAAGACGAUGAUUAUUUUGCUACAUAUAAUCAUUAUGAUAUUCAUAAAGAAAUGCUUCAGGAUAAAAUUCGUACGGAAAGUUAUUUAAAAUCAAUAAAAGAAAAUGUGGAUGUAUUUCGUAAUAAAAUUGUAUUAGAUGUUGGAUGUGGAACGGGUAUACUUUCUAUGGCAUGUAUUAAAUAUGGACAAGCAAAAAUGGUUAUAGCUGUUGACAUGUCAGAUAUGAUUUAUGAUGCUAUGGCUAUUGCUAAAGAAAAUAAUAUUGAUGAAUCGAAAAUUGUUUUUAUUCAUGGAAGAAUUGAAGAUGUGAAUUUACCUGUUGACAAAGUUGAUAUUAUCAUAUCUGAAUGGAUGGGCUAUUUUCUAUUGUUUGAAUGUAUGUUGGAAUCGAUUAUCUUUGCUCGUAAUAUGUAUUUAGACAAAGAAAAUGGUUUGGUAUUACCUGAUGAUUUUUCCAUACAUAUGUCGGGUUUUCAUUCGGAUAAUCUUUAUCAUGAACAUAUUGGUUAUUGGUCAGAUGUUUAUGGUUUUGAAAUGAAUACUGUUGCAAAAAAUAUUCUUGUUGAUGGUCAUGUUAUGAUUGUACCAGCAAAUGCUAUCAUGACUAGUGAUUGCUGUAUUAAAACGUUGGAUAUUUAUACAUGUUCAAAUGAUGAUAUUACUUUUACACAUCCAUUUACUGUUCAAGCACUUAAAUCUGGUUCUAUAUCAGGUUUUGUUUGUCAUUUUGAUGUGAAUUUUGCUAAGAAUCUUAUUGAAAAGGUGCAUUUUUCUACAUCACCUCGAUCACCAGAUACUCAUUGGAAGCAGACAGUAUUCUUUUUACCUCGACUAUAUAAUGUUCAAGAAGGUGAAGAAAUAACUGGAAAAAUUUCAUGUCAAAGACAUCCAAAUGAAAAACGUGAUUUUGGUUUACAAGGUAUUCAAUUAAUUUUUCAAAUAAAUGUAUUGAAAAUUAUGAGUGACAACGAAGAUACAACAACAAAGCCUCCAUCAACAACACUUGGAGCAAUGGGUCUUCUGGCCAAUAAUCCGUUAGUUGCAGGUUCAAGCGAAUUACAACAUACAGAGUCCACAACAAAUAUGAAUAAUGAUAUUAGUAAAGAACCAAGUAAUGAUGAUUUUGGUAAUGAAGAUAAUGAAAAAAAAACGAAUGAUCUUCUUAAUGAUUUACAAUCAGAAUCAAUAACACCUGAUGAUAAUAAUGUUCUUUCUGGAAGAGCAAUUACAUCUGGUCGUUUAACUACUGAUCAAGAUAAUAGCUCGACACCGAAUAUAAUUGAUCCAUCAGUCAAUCAUAUUAAUCAAGCUCCGAGACGAUCCAUGAGUGAAUCAGUUCUUAUUGAUCAUCAUAAUCCAAUUGAAAAACCACCACCAUUACCUAUUCAACAAGAUGAAAGUUCAACUGAUGGUGACGAUCUUGGUAGUGUUCAAACAAGAACAAAUGAUACUGGCAAUGAUGAUUCCAUUAAUCAAUAUCGACAAGAUUUAUCAACAGAAGAACAAGAAAAUAAUACAAAUCGUACAUUCGAUAAUGAUUCUUUGCAUUCAAAAACAGAACCUAUUAUUGAUAGUAAACGACCAUCAAGUGCAACGAAACAUGAUAUUCUUGAUGAAACAACCCGUUUUGCUACGACAUCACCUAAACCAUCAACAUCAAGAAUACAAUCUGCAUCUAGUAAACGAUCACAACCAAUUGUUGAGGAUGAAAAACGAGUUACAUUACCUGAUGAAACUAGUUUCAAUACAGAUGGUAAUAAUCAAGAGGUCGCAUCUAUGAUUCGACCUGCAUCACGAGCUAAAUCACAUUCAUCAACAUCUGAUGAUUUACAUAAAACUGUGAUAGAUGUUGAAUCUCAACGACCACAAUCACCAUUUGUUGGUGAACAAGCUCAACCAUCAUCACGAAUAACAAGUCCACAAAUAACAAAAAGUGAUACAAAUAUAUUAACUAUUGAUCAAUCAUCUCCAUUAAAUGAUCAUGACGAGGAACAAAAACAAACGCUCGAACCAUCAACAGCUACAAUAUCAUCAGCGUCAAGACGAGAAAGUACAGAUAAAUUGGAUCAACAACAAUCAUCUCGAUCAUCAAGUGCUAUUAAAUCAAGAGUUAAUGAUAAUUCUGAAGAAUCAUCAACAACGAAAUUAAAUAAUGAUUUCAUAGCAACAAAUGAACAAUCAAAAUUAAUAAAACUUGGCGAACAACUUCAAAUACCAACAAAUGAUAUUGAUAAUGAACAAAUCAAUAGUCCACCACCAUCUCCAUCAGGUAUUAAACAAAUAGUAUCAACAAAUCCUGUCUUAGAAAGUAAUCUUGUUACAACAGAUCAAGAUCGUUCUCGAACACCAAGUGAAACAAAUCGUAAAAGUUUGACAUCAACGUCAAUUAGCAAUGAAAAAGUUAUUGAUGGUGAUGUUGUCUCAUCAAAAAGUCGACGAAGUAGUACUACAAGUCAACAACAACGACAAACGACUGUUACUGAUCAAAAAUUGAAUUUAUCGUCAAGUCGUACAGGAAGUAGUGCAUCUGAACAGCGAGUUUCUAGUAAACGAGGAAGUAUUACUAGCGAACGAAAACCUAUUAGUCGACAAAAUUCAUUGGAUCAACAAAGAAAAACACCAUUGAGCCAAUCAUCUAGUCGAAAAACAAGUUUAAGCGAACAAAAACAAGUUCCUAGUGGUCGAAAAAGUGAACAGCAAUCAGCUACGGGCCGUGAGAAACAAAUAUCUAGUUCUCGUCGUGCAAGUUCUACAAAACCAGAACCAACAAUUACUAAUAAUGAUACCAGAGACAGUCGUCGUUCAUCAACAGAUACUGAUGUUCCUCUUCGAACAUCAGCUAAACAAAAACAAGAACGUAUUUUAUCAACUGAUAAACGACAAUCAUCAUUACGUCAACGUUCUGGACAACAAUCAAUAACAACAGAUCAAACUGUAGUUACUCCAGUAAUAGUGGAUUCAAAACAAUCUCAACAACAAAAUGGAAAACGUGCAUCAAUUACAGAUUCUGAUUAUGAACAGUUAAAUACUUCAAAAUUACCACGAGUUAGUUCAACAUCACAACAAGAUAACUUUCAUCAUUCCGCAGUUAAACAAGCAUCAUCAUCAGAAACAACAACACCUAGAGAAAAUAAUCAAACAUCACAAUGGACUAAAGCUCUUGUUCCACCAAUUCAAGUGACUGAUGAUGAAACUCCAUUAUCAAGACCACAAUCACCAAAUCCUCAACAAAUCGCUGAACAUAAUCGAAUUUCAGCAAAAAAUAAAAAACGAAAUACUAAUGAACAAAAAAAGAAAGAACAAAAUCGAUCAUUACAUCGAAGUAAUAGUGCUGAAUCGUCUAAUUAUAUUCCACUUGUUGAUGAUAAAUCAAUCGAUUCGACAUCGGAUGUUAAUACAGAAUAUGGACAACAAAAACAACGGCGUAUUAAAUCGAAAAAAAGAGAUGUUGAAACUAAUACGGAUCAAAGGAUAGAUUCAAAAAAACAAGAAUCAACUCUUCAAAAACCUUUAAAAGCAACUAAACCAAUAUCGGAUCAUCUUCAAAGCACAAAUCGUCGUUCUACAACAAAAGAACGAACUUCAACAUCAACACCUGAUACAGAACUUGAUUCCAAUAGACCUAUUGUUCCACGUUCAGUUAAAAAAUCCACUAAUGAUAAUGAACCAGUUAACGUUAAUGUAACUGUUCUUGUUAAAAAUUUAACUGAUCAAGAUAAUAAUGAAAUGUCUCAAAAACCACAAAAGAAACAAAACAUAAUUAAAUCAUCAACCGAUUAUGAUCGCCAUACACAAUCGGAUACUGAACAAAUUAUAACUGAAAAACAAAAGAAACGUCGUCGACCUAAACGUAUAUCACGUACAACACAAACAUAUGAAUGUGUUUUUCGACGUAUGGAACGUGAACAACAUGAAGAAUUACGUCCAACAAAUGAUACAGAUAAAAAUAUUCAAACACGAAAAUCACAAUUAUGUCCAAGAUCAAAAUCACCAAGAAAACAUUAUCCAACUUAUAUAUCAACUGAUGCAUUCAAAAUUGAAGAAAUUCUACCAAAACAAUUUCCACAAACUCAACGUAAUGCAUCAAAAACAUCAAUGGUUGCUCGAACUAUUUCACCACAAAAUGGUAAAUUAUUAAUUCUUCGUCCAACACUUCCUUUUCAUCAUACUGAUGCUGUUAAUGUACAACGUGUAUGUCUUCAAUAUGCUAUUGAUUUAAUUCCUAAUGAAAAUAAAUUAAACGAUUCACCAUAUGCGCAACGAAAUAAAUCACACGCUCUUAAACAAUCCGAACAAACAACUAAUUUACCUAUGAUACGUUCAUCAUCACCAGCAACAAAUAUGCCAACAAAUAAAUCAAAUACUAAAGAUAAACCAACUUCGAAUAGAAUUGAAGAUCGUAUUCAUCAACGUAAAAAUGGUGGUGCUGUUUGA
Rotaria sp. Silwood1 is the source of this 5028-nucleotide messenger RNA. The record is from the annotation of a GenBank genome assembly. Lineage: Eukaryota; Metazoa; Rotifera; Eurotatoria; Philodinida; Philodinidae.